AUGGCAGGGACUUGCGCAACAACGGUUUCACAGGGGUUAUCCCCCGUGAUUUGGCCAGGCCUGGCAACUUGGAAUGUAUGUUUCCAACAGCUGCAUCCAGCCGUCCUUUUAAUUGCCCCCCUUCCCAACACAGGGAAGUAUCUAACAACUCUAUUUCUGGGGAACUCCCACGGACUCUCAGUGUCUCCCCUUCUCUUUACACGCUGUUAUCUUGUUGCUGCCUUGCCUGUGUUGUGGCUUAGAAACCUUGGCAGCAACAACCUUACAGGGUCAAUUCCUGACUCCAUCUCCACCCUCACCUCCCUCGAGGGCAUUAUGCUCAAUAACAAUCAGCUGUCUGGCACCAUCCCCUCUGCCAUCUUCAACAUGAUGGGUCUAAAGUAUCUCUGGCUGGACAACAACAAAAUUGAAGGUCCUCUGCCAUCUAGCCUGUGCUUGCUGCCGGGGCUGUGGCGCUUCAUCAUUUUCUGCCCUCUGUAUGCCCCCCGAGCUUCCCACAGUGACGUGAGCGGCAACAGCCUGUACGGGCGAAUCAACCGUGACUUCAAGAGCAUGGUGGCGGACGGUGGGGCCCUCAUCAACCUCGCUAACAACUUCUUCUUUGGAGAUGCCGUGCUCUUUGCUGCCGGCUGCAAGGUCUGCCCCACUGAAGUCAACGAGCCCAACUACCUGGACCUAUGGAACAUUUCCAAGUGGAUGGUUGGUGGCAAGUGUAACGAAGCUCUGGUUAAUAACUCCGUGAUGGGGGCAGGCAGCGCGGUGAGGGUGAGCCUCUCGGGCAACUGCCUGACCCUGAGCCCGAACGCGGGGUGCGCGUCGCACGCCAUCCAGCGCAGCAAGGCAGCCUGCAAGGCGAUCUGCAGCAUCACUGCCAAUGGCCCGAGUGACGGCCAUGGGGAGUGUGUGCAGCCCGACCCUGCCUCCCCUUCCAAGUUCACGUGCCUCUGUGAUGCAGGCUACUCGGUUGUUGACUCGGGCAACGGCUCCACCUGUGCCAUUGUCUACUCCAACACCACCACUGUGCCUCUUCAUUGCAGCACUGCCUGUUAUUAUAGCGUUGCCCCUUCCUUGAAGCACUACCUAUUCUUACAUCAGUGCCUCUUCCUUGCAGCAUUCCCUAUUCUUACUGCAUUGCCUCUUCCUGCAUCACUGCCCGAUACGUGCAUACUGUGCCUCUUUCUUAACCACACCUCACCAUGCCUCUUUUUUGACCUCCCAUUUCGUGGCAGUGUCCUCUCUGUCCAUGGGUGCCAUAGUGGGCAUUGUUCUGGGCAGCUUCGCUGGAUUCACGCUGCUGGCUGCUGUGGUCGCAUGGCUGCUAUGGCCCCGCGGACCAAGUCAGCCCCUCAACUCGUCUUCUUUCCAUUCCAUCUCCCACAUUCCUGCACCACUUUCCUGGCUUCCUUCCCUGCUUCCCUCCUCUACCAAUUUUCCAGCACUGCAACUCUGACUCUCCACUGCCCACAUGCUCUGUCUGCUCAUCUACACCCUGACUCACUCACUCCUCGUGUCUGGUGUGUUGUGUGCACAGAGAAGUGGGAGGGUUUGGAUGUGUGCGAGCAGUUCUCGCUGCAGCAGAUGCUGAGGGCCACCAACAAUUGGUCUGAGGACAACGUGCUGGGCAAGGGUGGCUUUGGCGUUGUCUACGAAGGCCGCUCGCCACAAGGCCAGCUGUGGGCCAUCAAGCGCUCCACCAUCAUGACUAAUGACUUUGAAACAGAGGUCAGGCAUGCCUCGAAUCCGCCGCAUUCCGCCCUAUACUCUUCGUUUCGCAAGAUGCUGACCUGCGGAUUUAUUGCUCCCCUCUCCUUGUCCGUGUCCACACCUGCCUCAGGAGCAGAUCCUCGUGUACGAGUUUAUGGCCAACAGGGACCUCGAGUACCAUAUCCACAAGACCGAAAAUCCUCUCUCACUGCGCUAGAGGUUGCGCCUCGUGCAGGGAGCAGCAGAGGGCUUGGCAUACCUGCACAGGUGGCUGACUUUGGGCUGCUCAAGCGCCUCACUCACGGCGAUGCUGAUGCCACACGAGUAGCUGGCAAUCCGGGCUAUGUGGACCCGGAUUACAGCCGCACCAAUGUUACCACUGUCAAGAGUGACGUUUUCAGCUUUGGAAUCGUGCUUCUUGAGUUGCUGACCGGAAAGUCACCCCGAGCAGUGAAGCUGGUAGAGGCGUAUGAGCUGGAGGAGUUGAGGGACGGCAAGAUGCCGGCGGGAAGCGAGGAGGCAAUAGUGGAAUUUGCAGACCUAGCUCUGGACUGCAUCAAGUCUCCAGGCACACGACGGCCCACCAUGAAGGAUGUGGCAUACCGCCUCAGUGCCCUCAUUGACAAGCACUGCCCUGACAAGGAGGAUGAGUUGGAGAGUGUCGUGAAAAAAGAAAGUGAAGGGAACGAGGGUAUAUCUUCAAGGUCGUUGGGAGACAGUGGCAGGGAGUCUGGGAGGUCUUAUGGCUCACAGUCCGGAGUGGGUUUGUUCAUGCGCAUUAGCUCGAUAGGUGAUGUUCCUAAGAGUUGGCUGCAGCAGCUGAAGCCAACCAAAGGGCGUUGA
This is a messenger RNA of Closterium sp. Yama58-4, 2547 nucleotides long. NCBI's taxonomy places the organism in Eukaryota, Viridiplantae, Streptophyta, Zygnematophyceae, Desmidiales, Closteriaceae. The record is from the annotation of a GenBank genome assembly.